Messenger RNA from Nothobranchius furzeri (turquoise killifish), 2971 nucleotides. RefSeq lists its product as uncharacterized. NCBI's taxonomy places the organism in Eukaryota, Metazoa, Chordata, Actinopteri, Cyprinodontiformes, Nothobranchiidae. The record is from RefSeq and is a predicted model, not a curated record.
UAUUAAUAAUAAAUAUAGAUAUUAAAUUUCAUAGGAAAAGGAUACUCUCUACCAAAGUAUACGACAGACUCAUUAUUGUAUGGGAAAGAGAGAGAGCAAGAGAGAGAGAAGGAAUAAAAGAGACUGAUUUGGUACAUCCCAGAGACUGUGGUGGUUGCUGACUCUGCGUUUUUCCUGGGCUUGGGUUAUCUCUGUGGGGUAAUGAAUGGAAUCGGAUGGAGUUGAGUUGAGAUGAAUGGAGACAACUUUUGGAUUCAGCUCACAGGCCUUAUCAUUGCUGUUAUAUGAAGGGAGCUAUUAAACACUGAAGUACAAGAAGAGCCCAGUAUUUGUUCAGCUGUGAUCUGGCUAGAGUUUUGAUAACGUCUCACAGAUACACACCUAAACACCUAGCUUUUAUUUGUAUGCAUUUAUGUUGUUUGACUUCACUACUAGCUUGAAAAAAAAACUCAAUCUGUGCUGUGUGCAAAACUACACUUUAAGCUCAUCCAGCAGACGUAUUUUCCAAAAAGAAUAAUCAAUGAAGCAUCCUAAAAUGUUUUGAAGAAGACCACGCUUUCCACUGAAAAAAAAAAGCCCGAGUGUAAUCAAUUGGCAGACUGCAACAAUAAGCAGAGCAUACUCGGAUCACUGUGCUGGAACAGUGGUUUCUGAUAAUUGGUAAACAGUCCUCCUACUGAUUUAAUGAGUAAUCACAAUGUUUGUUGGAAAGAAGCUCUCUAAUAUUAUCAUAAAUUAGGUUAGCUGCCACUUCAGCUGAAAAUAAAAACAGUUCAUGAGACGUAAAAAGAGAUAGGUAAAAAGAAGACAAGUCAAAUCAAACUGUAGAGAAGGAGGAGGCAAUGCUCAGUGUGUACUACUGCCUCAUUAACUCAGUAGAUGCAAUCAGUGGAAGGGAGCGAGACGUUUUGCCAUUGCAGUAUGGGUAGUGUUGCAGCAAGCCCCCACAAUGCAGUUCUGAAAUUGAGGCCAACACGAAAGUGAAAUAAAUUGCAGUUCCACCCUCAUCCACUGGGGGCUGGUGUCAGAAGAGAGCAAAUCCUCAUUGACUCCCAUGUUAAAAAUACCAAUUUCACAGCAGAAAUAAACAUGUUUACAGCCUGGUUCCAAAACAUGUGUUUGGUUUACACAGCAAAAUCUGCAGUGUUAAUUAGUGUCAAUUUUCUGGUGAAAAUGAUUUAGAGUUGAUGGUUGUUGAAUCCUGGUGUGGUUUGAACACCCACGGUGUCCAAAUAGCUCUUGGGGUGGAGCUAACAGCGCGAGUUAAGCGCCAACUCUCCUGUCGAGUUCAUUUCUACAUCCGGUCUGAGAGGAGAGCGGGCAACUCUAGAAAGUUCCAGGCAGCGCGGGCUAGCAGAUGCAGUGUCAAGUUUUCAACGUCAAACGAAAUCAUCAUGUUGCUGAAGGUGAAACACCAAAGUUCCAAGAAGUACAUACGGUUACAGCCAGGGUUCACAUAUUUGGAGUUCAUCAGUGAAGUCAAAAACAAGUUUGGGCUUCCUGAUGUCACAGAACUGCACAUUUUUGAUGAGACUGAUACAGCAGUGGAGGAAGACAUCUUUCUUGAACUGAUAGAGGCCAAUCCUGACAUAUGCCUGACUGUAAGUGACAGCUCAGCAGGUGAUGCUCAUUCAACCUCAUCCUCCCUCACGGAUACCGUGUCACUAUCGUCUAGUGACAGUGAUCUUCACAGAGAUUUGGGGAUCCCUGUUACUGGAAGUAGAUUGAGCUCUGGGGUCAAGAACAAGUCUACCACAGAAGUUUCAGAGUCUGAGGCUGCAAAAGAGAUGGUAGAGAAUGCAUUGCAUGUAAAACCUGGAGGUGAGGAUGUCUUGGAAGAGUACAAGUCCGAGAAAUCCCUGCAGCAUCGCACGCGCAGGCAACUUGUUAACAUACUGGCUAGUCAUAUGACUGAGAUGCACGGGAGGAUUCCUUCACGUAAGCAGAAAGAGAAGUAUGCCCUGGGAAUCAUUACGCUUUUUCCUUCACUGAAGGAUCCUUUUUCUCCAAAAGGCUACGAGCACUUCUAUGAUGGGGAAAAAGGCACAGGAUAUUUAGCGUGGCGCCUCAAAACCAUGUCCAGGAGUAGAUAUAAGAGGCCAGAGAAGGUAGCCACCUCACCUCAUGUGCAAGGACCAAACCGUAAAAGAACAGCAACCACAGUGCCUCAACAGCUUGAUGGAGAUGCCUGCAGGGAGGCAGUUUCAUUUCUUCUUCACUGUAACGAUGAGACAGUUGUCUUUCAAAAGAUGAAGAUGACCUUUCAACAUCGACAGGACCUUGUGCAUGAUCCACAGACAAGUGCAGAUGUCUUCAAAACAUUCCCACGUUUUUUAGACGUUAAAGGACUAGUAAACCAAGACUUCCAACUGUUGCUUGGAGCUGAAACCUCUUCUAAAAUGCUUGAGAAAUGGGACACGACAUUUAAACCCAAGGUUAUUGAUGAGGCCCGAAAUCUGACUCAAUCAGCGGAGGUUCGCCAACUUCUGAAAGCUGCUGAGAACCUUUCAACAGAUGAUGACUCCAACUGGGACAGUGAUAUGGCUUCUCUGCUGCUCCUUCUUCAUUUGUUGCCACCCACUGCUGGUCGAAAGAGGACAAAAAUUAGCCCCUGUGAUGCGGUGGACAAAAUGGUGCACUUUCACAAGUCAAACUGCAGCAUUGAUGAACACCUGCAGAGACGAGAGGGGAAGCAGCCAUACAUUCUUGCAGUUGGUCGCACACCAAACAAAACUGGUGCAUUCUACAUUGUUGUGGACAAGCACCUCAUCCCCUGCCAAGCCACCAGCUCAUUGGGUGCUUUUGAUGAACUGUUCAAAUGUCACUACGUUUUCAACCUGUCCUAUGAUGAGUCCCUGGUCCAGCUCUUCACCUUUGUGCAAACAACGAUCUACAACAUCGAUGCUACAACAACAAGUGGAUCUCCAAGAGUUUGUGAGCUUCGAGCAAAAUUCUUUAACUAGGUUUAAAA